AGAAGUUUUCUUACGCUUUGUUUAUCAGCCGGGUGCAGCAGUACUGCUAGAAGACUUAUCGUCUGUCGAGUUGGCUUUUUUGCUGAUUGUCUCACAGGCUUUGUAGUUUCGCUGCUUAGUGCGCUUUUUUUGUCUAAAUAAAAACUAUGUCGGCAAACGGAGCUGUUCGGGACACUACAGACGCGAAGCAGGAAGAAGGACAUCAAAUGUCAGCGGGGUCUUUGCCUGAUUCUGCCUCCAUGGACGUUGAUGCCAAGCCCCCCUCCCACAGCUUCAGAUACAGCCUCAGCUUCCCCAGUAUAGGCCAGUGCAUCAUCAUCAACAACAAGAACUUUGAGAAAAACACAGGCAUGAAUCAGCGAAAUGGCACAGAUGUCGAUGCGGCCAGUGUGUUUAAAGUGUUUUCAAAGCUGGGGUACAAAGCGAAGGUUUACAACGACCAGACGGUUGAACAGAUGAAGACGAUUUUAAGUGCAGCAUCUCGGGAAAAUCACGGCAGCUCUGCCUCGUUUGUCUGUGUUCUGUUGAGUCACGGAGACGAAGGUGUGUUUUACGGCACCGAUGGCUCAAUCGAGCUCAACCAACUAACGUCUCUUUUCCGAGGCGAUCGCUGUAAAUCACUGGUGGGAAAGCCUAAAUUAUUCUUUAUCCAGGCUUGCAGAGGCACUGAACUGGAUGGAGGUGUGGAAGCAGAUGGCUCAGUGGAGACCACUAGGAUUCCUGUGGAGGCAGACUUUCUGUAUGCCUACUCCACCGCCCCAGGUUAUUACUCUUGGAGGAAUACGAUGUCGGGCUCCUGGUUUAUCCAGUCCUUGUGUGAUUCCAUCAACAAAUAUGGGCAACAGUUGGAGCUGCAGCACAUCAUGACCCGAGUCAACCACAAGGUGGCAGUGGAGUUCGAGUCCGUCUCCUAUUCACCAGGCUUUCACGCAAAGAAGCAGAUUCCUUGCAUUGUGUCCAUGUUGACCAAAGAGAUGUAUUUUUUCCCUUGAUGUCAUCUGAGCUUGUCUAAGCAAAGGUUUGUGUGGGGAGCUGUGGUGUACUUCAAGUCUUUCUACCUGAAGCUCUGUUGGAAGAAAAAAAAAAGUGUUUCUUGGGAGCAAUUGUGAUGCAAUGUUUGUAGUUUAGUUUCUCUGGCUUGGAGUUAUUAGUGUCUCACUAUAUGGAGUUUGUUUUUACAAGGGUUUGUAUUCAUCUUUUUAUCACAGCGGCACAAUCCUCUGCACAUAUAACCUUAUAAAGGUUAUUUGAAAGCAAAAAAAAAAAGGUCUAAAUUUACAGGAUAGUCGGAUGUACUUUUGCUGUUUAUACUAUAAACAUUUCAGGGAAUAUUCUUGGAGCCACUUGAUAGGAAACUAGACUCGUCUAUUAUAUUUAUCAUGAAGCCAUCUUUGGCUUUAACAUUCUUUAAAUGAUUGUUCAUUGUAGGUGGAGUGAGUUAAUUUAUAGUUCAUUUUGAAAUAAUUAUG
Messenger RNA from Nematolebias whitei (Rio pearlfish), 1469 nucleotides. It is a transcript of the gene casp3a, whose product is annotated as caspase 3, apoptosis-related cysteine peptidase a. Gene Ontology annotation, cellular component: cytoplasm. The transcript has 6 exons. Gene Ontology annotation, biological process: positive regulation of apoptotic process; erythrocyte differentiation; apoptotic process. The record is from RefSeq and is a predicted model, not a curated record. The coding region runs from base 147 to 992 and encodes 281 amino acids. NCBI's taxonomy places the organism in Eukaryota, Metazoa, Chordata, Actinopteri, Cyprinodontiformes, Rivulidae.